Molecule: messenger RNA, 1815 nt
Organism: Manihot esculenta (cassava)
Lineage: Eukaryota; Viridiplantae; Streptophyta; Magnoliopsida; Malpighiales; Euphorbiaceae
Product: AAA-ATPase At2g46620
Exons: 1
Coding region: 159-1613 (484 amino acids)
Molecular function (GO): ATP binding; ATP hydrolysis activity
Source: RefSeq, a predicted model, not a curated record
AGCCCAACGACCAACGCCAUUUCCUUCCUUCUUCUGCUGCCCUUAGCUCUUUGACCAAUUAAAUUCACCGGCUCAGCUCUCCGCCAUUAAAGAACACCACCCUUCUUCUCCCUCUCUCCAUUAACCACCACAAAGCUUCAGCCUUUUCUUCACAGAUCAUGAUCUCUACCACCAUAGUUCUUGCUUUUUUAGCAAUCUUUACUGGGUUUUUUCUCCUCAGAUUUCUAUCAAAAACUUCUGUUCUGCAAAUUCUUUUACGCUUUUGGAGAUCAUUCGAAGACCAUUUUCAUGUCUACCAAUUCUACAAAGUUCCUCAGUUCAAUGAUCAUUUCCAAGAAAAUCAACUCUACCGUAAGGUCUCCACUUAUCUCAGCUCCUUGCCUGCCAUGGAAGACUCCGAUUUCACAAACUUGUUUUCAGGUCCCAAAUCCAAUGAUAUCGUUCUCCAUCUCGAUUCCAAGCAAGUUAUUCAAGAUAAUUUCUUGAGUGCCAGAGUUUGGUGGAGCAACGAGAAAUCUGAAACUAAUGGGAAACGAACGUUGCUGUUGAAGCUCAGAAAGAAAGAUAAGCGUAGAAUUCUUCGUCCUUAUUUGCAGCAUAUUCUUUCAGAAGCAGAUGAAAUUGAACAGAGCAAAAAAGAGAUCAAAUUAUAUAUGAAUCUAGAAAGAGAGCCUCAUGAAAAUGGAAGGUGGAGAUGGGUUUCGUUCACACAUCCGGCCACCAUGGACACGGUGGUUAUGGAUGGUGACUUGAAGAACAAGGUAAAAGCUGAUCUUGAAUCGUUCUUGAAAUCUAAGCAAUAUUAUCACAGAUUAGGGCGUGUUUGGAAACGAAGUUACCUUCUUUUUGGUGCAUCAGGAACUGGGAAAUCAAGCUUUAUAGCAGCCAUGGCUAAGUUCCUCAACUUUGAUGUUUAUGACAUAGAUAUCUCCAAGGUUUCUGAUGAUUCUGAUCUGAAAAUGCUUCUCUUACAAACUACAAGUCGUUCAAUGAUUGUAAUAGAGGAUCUUGACAGGUUCUUGCUUGAAAAUUCCAAGGUUGUAAGCUUAUCAGGAGUGUUAAAUUUCAUGGAUGGAAUCGUUUCCUGCUGUGGAGAAGAAAGAGUGAUGAUUUUCACAAUGAACAGCAAAGAUCAAGUUGUUGAAGAAGCAGUAAUGAGACCUGGAAGGAUUGAUGUUCAUAUAAAUUUUCCACUAUGUGAUUUCUCAGCAUUCAAAAGCUUGGCAAACAAUUACUUGGGAGUCAAGGAACACAAACUUUUUCCUCAGGUUGAAGAAAUUUUCCAGACAGGAGGAACAAGUUUAUUAAGUCCAGCUGAAAUUGGUGAGAUCAUGAUCUCCAACAGAAACUCACCAACCAGAGCUCUAAGAUCAGUGAUUUCAGCUCUGCAAAACAACAGCAAAAAUUCUCAAAAAUUGAUUGAGCAUAGAUCAGUGAGGUCCAGAGAUGAGAGUGGUGAAGCUGAAGGAGGAGUUCUCUGCAGAGAAAGUGUUCAUACAGUGAGAGAGUUCAGGAAAUUGUAUGGACUUCUGAGAAUGGGAAGUAGAAGAAAAGAGGAACAGUCAUUAGAUUUGGGUUCAGUAGAUAAAGAAGGGUCUAGACAUGGAGGUUGAAGUUCAGUUCAGAUAAUACAAUUAGUUUAUCAGAAGAUGUUAGAAAUUUAUCUGCAAUAUUUUAACACUGCAAAAGCUUCUGUAAAAAUAGCUCAAACAGCAUAGCUUUUAAUUUAUUUUUUUUCUCUUACUUUUAUGUAACAUCAAAAAUACCCACAUAAUAUAUUUUAUUUUUUUUAAUAUAAUUCUUUGUUUUUCGUCA